Messenger RNA from Elgaria multicarinata webbii, 5851 nucleotides. It is a transcript of the gene YPEL1, whose product is annotated as yippee like 1. The record is from RefSeq and is a predicted model, not a curated record. The coding region runs from base 476 to 835 and encodes 119 amino acids. NCBI's taxonomy places the organism in Eukaryota, Metazoa, Chordata, Lepidosauria, Squamata, Anguidae. The transcript is spliced from 5 exons.
CCACACACACAACAACACGACAACGAAUUAAGCAGCAGGAUGACUCGGUGGCUUCUCGGCCCUGAGGAGAAGAGGAGAAAGCGGCUCGGCGGCGGCGGCUGGCGGUCUCUAUGACCCCCAUCAUCCGCCCUCCCCCCAAAAGGCCGCACGACCUGCUCCCUGCCUCCGCUUGGGUCGUGGCCGCUGCUCGUAGAAGAGACGAGGACGACGACGACGACGCGCGACCUCCCCCCGCCGCCGCCUUUUCUAGAGUGGGGGCGUGUGGGAAGGAGGACUGCGCCCCCCCCUCCACGCCUCAGCACCACCACAGUUCUAACUGUUUCUUCUGUGGCGUCUGUGUGGAAAGUGCCACACACACUCCAGAACAACAACGGCUUUUGCGUGUAUUUUCCAGUGUUUCUUUUGUCAGCAAGUUCAGCAAAGUUGUAAUUCUUCAAGUGCCAGCCCUGAUCAGAGUGAGGAACCAGCAACAGAGAUGGUAAAAAUGACAAAAUCCAAAACGUUCCAGGCUUACCUGCCAAAUUGUCACCGAACCUACAGCUGUAUCCACUGCAGAGCCCAUCUGGCCAAUCAUGACGAACUAAUUUCCAAGUCUUUUCAGGGAAGCCAGGGACGAGCCUACCUCUUUAAUUCAGUGGUAAAUGUGGGCUGUGGCCCUGCCGAAGAGAGAGUACUUCUGACAGGCUUGCACGCAGUAGCAGAUAUUUAUUGCGAAAACUGCAAAACCACUCUUGGAUGGAAAUAUGAACAUGCAUUUGAAAGCAGUCAGAAAUACAAAGAAGGAAAAUUCAUCAUUGAACUUGCCCACAUGAUCAAAGACAAUGGAUGGGAGUAAAUUGGAACCCUACUCUUUCUUUCUGGACAAUUAAUCUGUGGAACAUGCUUUAUAAAAGACUAAUGCAAAAAGGAUUAUGGUUGGGCUUGGUUGAGAAAAUCACUGCAUUUUUGAAACCUCCAAACUAAGUAGUGUAAUUUUGUGACUUUUCCCCUCUGAGGCCAUCGUUUGCCUUUUUCUCGUUGUGUAAGUUCUCCUCUUUUUGUAUGUGUAUUCCUGUGUGAACAGUUGUUUUGAAUGAACUUUUUUCUUAAAACUCUAGAGGACUAAUUCCCUAGUUGCAAAUUACUUUUACUAGCUAGCCUCUCUCUUUUGACCUAUGCCUUUAAAUGCUCCCUCCCGCUGUGCAUGCUUUUUGCCUGUCACCUGCCCUCUGCGUGAACAGUCCUGGAGAGAAUGUAUGGAAUUAGUGUGUCUUCUUUUAUUUCUUCCUGUGCAUCGCAAUUUCUGUGGUCUCUUUGCAGUGAAAAGGACUCAGUAUUGUAGUAAUCAUUAUUACUUCUAAAACAAUUUUUGUGUGUGUGUACUACAACCUGUGUACAUCUUUUGGCCAGGUUGGCUACACGUUCAGUCAGUUGUACUGACUGAAGUUAGGAAACUUUCACUUUUAUAUAUAUAUAUAUAUAAAAAAAAAACAGAGAGCGAGAGAAAGGGGGAGGGGGGGAUUAACAAUUUACAAGUUUAACUAAGACAGUAAUACUGUGGAAUAGAUGGCUUAAAUCAAUACAUUCCUAAGAAAGUUUAGACUUUGCUCUUUUAAGGAAGAAUGUCUAGCAAAGUCUUCAAGGUCAAAAGAUGCAAAAUAUGCAGCUCUUAUUUUUAAUAUGUCAGUGUGAAAUGGUUUUGGUACUGUACCUUUAACAAGGGUGUGUACAUCCAUCGAGGUUUUAUGGCUGGUUCCAUGUAGCUUUGUAGUUUUAAUGCACUGGACGAAGAGGUUGAUAUCAGUGAAGUGGUCUGCUGUUGCAGUACUUAAAACACACAGAAUUAUUUUUUGUGUUUAAAAAGUGGCCAGAGCCUAUAGCUGUUACUACCCUACCUGUGGGAGGUUGAUAAGCAGUUAAGAAAGUGGCAAAUGGACUUAAUUUCUUCAUUAAAGAGAGAGAGAAAAGUAGCAAGAUAGUUUUUUAAAGGGGAGUUUGAUUUGCUGGCUGAAUCAUCCCAAAGCACAUUUUUGUAAUAAACAGUUAUGUGAAAGAAACAUCAACUUGUAAUUUUUCCCAGCUGCUGCUUUUAAGUGGGGUGACUCAGUCAGACACUUCCACGAUGUGUAUAUGUGUAUAAAGUUCCUUUGUGGGAACAUUUAUAUGCAUACUAUUUCAAGAGAUUUGAAUACUUUUUACGUCAUGUUUUUUGCAUUAAUCUUUGUUCUAAAAUUUACCAGAGGAAAAUGUAUGGGAGAACGUUUUACACUAACUACAUAACUGCUGUUAGCAUGAAUAACAUGGAAAGCCUUACAGUGGAAAACUCUGUUCCUUUCUAAUACAACUUUUACAUGUCAUAACAAAGUUUUGCAUUGUCUCCUUGCUGGCUGCUGCUAACAUCCUCUAAUAGGCUUUCAAAUCUCUACUGCACUUUACCUAUAUAUUUCAUGUAAAAGUAGGAGCAAUCUUCCUCUGAAGAUUAAUCCCCCACUUCUGGUUGAGGAAUUCUUUCCCAAACAAACCAUCUAGGAUGUAGUAUGGUUACACUGUGAUGCAAAAAGGAUAUUGAAUAUAUCUAUUUAAAUGUGUGUAUGUAGUUACCUCUUAGGCAUUCAAAUCCAAAGAGCUGUCCUUGUGACAGCUAAAUUCAGAUGUUCUGUUAUUGAAUGAUCUUUAUUCUGGUGCUCUAUUUAAUAUGAAUGAGUUUUUACAUCCAUGAAUCUUCAGUCCAGUACUUGAUUUAAUGUAAAAUGGGACCUGCGUUCAUCUUGACUCAUCCAGACGACAGCCGUUUCAGCCCCCCCUGGUUUUACAACGAGAAGCUAAAGUUCCUUGAAGAGGAGAUACUUACUUGCUAGUUGAGUAGGCUUGGUUGUCUGGUAACUUGUUGAGUGCUGCCAUCUUUUGUGGGCCUUCCAGUCCCCUCCGACUAGAAGCGAUCAGCAUGGGAACUGGUACAGGCAGGCACCGUGUGUCCUGCGGGUUUGUGACACAUGCAAAUGUCAGUCUGGUGUUCCCCGACUAAAUAUUUUAAAUUCCUUAAAUUUGGACCUCUCUUUUCCUUCUCCCUCCCUCCAUUGUUUUAUGGCUGUCAUAAUAAAGAACUUGAACUAGCUUCCCUCUGGCACAGGAUCCACUGCCAGCAAUGAACGUACUGAAACUGUAAGCCGUUGGGCACCGUCGUUGGCCCACAAUGCUAUAAUCCGUACCAGCUCUGAAAAUGUUGUUAGAACCAUAUCUCCUUCAAUAGUAUGGCUGUUCACACGUUGCGUUUCUCUCAUCUAGCACAGAUCAGAGGACAGAUGUCAGGUUUUGGGUGGCGAGAGUUUGAGAGACAGAAAAACACUGAGGGGGGGAAACCGUUUUGAGAGUAGCACAACCUCUUUUUUUAUCAGUGCAUUAUUUGUAUUCCAGAUCUAAAUCAUUUAGGGCUUAGCCACGUGUUACACGCAAACAUGUGUAAUAACCUUUUUUUAAGGCUGAAAAUCCACUUUGGGUGAUGCUAAGAGAAAAGAAAUGGCAGAGAGGAAGGUGUGUUUGUGUUUUUAGUCCUUCCCCAACUAAAUAUCAUCUCCACAAGCAGCUUUCCUCUGGCAGGUUUCAAAAGUAUGGGCGCAUUCGGGGGAGACUUUGCUUCCCGAGUUGGGUGGGUUUGGAAUGGAAACAACCUUGAACAUCCCCUUCUCUCUGCUGCUUUUUGAGUCUUAUUCUCCCCCCAAAAAAGAUUUUUUCACCUUAUGUGUAACAUUUGCAUGUAAUGUAGGCUGAUUCUCUGAGCACGUGGGUGUCUUCACCAAAACUUUUUGUUUAACCUGGAUGCCAAAAAACUGAGAUAAAAAAGUUGGCAUCUGGAGUAUCAAAUUGCGGGUAAAAAAAAAAUCUAAUGCAAAUCAUUUGUGGUGAUAAAGCAUUUAAGAAUACCAAAUAGAGCAUUAUUUUUUAUGGAUUUUGAAAGGGGGAUUUAGAGGGUAUUAGAGAAUUUUGAAUCUAAAACUGAUACUAUGUGUAUGAAGUAGCAUCCCAUAUGAGAUAUCUGGGAGCAAGUGGACUCUUUUGCUUGGCAUUGUAGAAGGUUCUUUAAAACUGGGUGCUUCGAUUUGACAGAUUUGGUGAAAGUAGAAUCUGGCUACUGUUGGAUGUUGGUUAUGUAUAAAAAGAUCAGUCUGGUUACUGAACUUUCCAGCAUUACAUAAAAGCAUAAUACUUGAAGAACAUUUUACAAAGCAUUUUCCCUCUAACCAUUUUUUUUUUGUAAUGUAUUCUAUUUAAGGUUUUGUGUGUUCUUUCUGGGUAAGUUUACGCUUUCCCUUCAACUUGAGCACUUUUGUUACUUGUUAUUUUUAUUACUGUUGGUCUUAACAUUUAUUUUAUAUAUAUCUAUUUUUUAUACCUUGUAACAAUUUUUGUGAACAUCUGUGUGUUUCCUACGAGUUCUCUCCACCCCUCCACCCCAACCUCCUUUUUGGACUAGGUGAACUGACUUGCAAGCUGGUUCUUGGGAAGAAUGUUCAUUGGCGCAUAAAGGAAUGUGCUAGCAAAAUGUACAUGUAUUGAAGUGUGUGGGGUUUUCCCCCCCUUUGAACUCAAUAGCCACGGUUAUCCUAAAAUAACUCAACAAUAUAACACGACUGAGGGCCAGUUCAGACAUUCUAAACAUGUGGCGCAUCUCCAUGGACGUAGAUAUGCGGAGGAAGGAAUAUGUUAUCCGGCACAACUGUGUUGACAGGGACUCAGCAAGUGAAAUCCUGGAAGCGACACCCAUCACAUGGUCAUGCUGGGUCAGAUGUUACUUCCACAAGGGUGCAGAUGCCUCCAUAAGGAUGCUCCACAUGAAGGUUUUUUGUGCAUCUGAACUAGCCCAGACUGCCACCCAAUUUUCAUUUUCUAGCUCCUUUAGCCUGAGCAUUAAUGAGAACUGAUUUCAUGCGGCAGUUACGUCUUUGAGACUAGCAGCUGUGGAUGCCUUUUAACCAUUGUGGUGGGGAGAUGCCGCACUUCCAGGAACUUAAGUGGCAACAUUCACUGUGUGUUUGCAUUUUUGGCUUGACCAGUGUUGGAUGGAUGGAUUUGAUUUGCCACUGCCACAAAUCUAUUAUGUAACAACCCAGAGCAAUACAUUAGCCCCCGGCCUAUUAUAGAAGGGGGCUAAAGAACACUCUUUUGAUCUUACCCAACUUUCUCUAUACUAUAUUUCAAAUUUUAAGAUGCGGCAAGUCAAAAAUACCAGUGUCUCUCUAAAUUGCUUUAUUAUUUGUAUGGACGUUAUGUCAUAGAGCUGUGACAAAUACUGCUAUUAAAAUCCCACUUGGUAUCAGAUGAAAUCAGACCUCGUAGCAACAGUAGUUUUUAUUUUGCGGGAAAAGGACAACCCACGUUGGCCAUUAGUAUGAAUGUCAGCAGAAUUAAUUGGGGUGCGCCGUUUCUAAAUAAUCUGAAAUGUGAAAUUUACAAAAUCUGGCCUUUUUUCUAUUUUAAAUAAGAUAAUCUACAAUGAUAACAUUUUUAUGUUGGCAUACCCUGAUAGCCACAUUUUAAUAUCCAAAUUGUAUAACGGGGUAAGAAUGGAAGCAAGCAGUCAAGCUAAUGAUGUAAUCGCACCACAUGCUGUACCCUUAAUGUAAAAACAACUAGUAGUAUAUGUUGUAAAGAACAGGGAUUUCAGAGAAGCAAGGCAGGGUCAAACACAUGAGUCUUUGGUGGCAAUUGACUUGUGCCUCAUUGCUGAAACAUUUUUUUAAAAUGCUUUCUUUUGUGGCUGACGUGGCUUCUUUCUGGUUUUGUCUUAGCAAUACUGUACACAAUUUGUCGUUUCACUUUAUUGUAUCUGUUUGAGGUAUCACAAUAAAAGCUUUCAGUUGUUUUGUGGAAUUAA